Messenger RNA from Cokeromyces recurvatus, 8395 nucleotides. RefSeq lists its product as uncharacterized. Gene Ontology annotation, molecular function: microtubule binding. The record is from RefSeq and is a predicted model, not a curated record. The transcript is spliced from 2 exons. NCBI's taxonomy places the organism in Eukaryota, Fungi, Mucoromycota, Mucoromycetes, Mucorales, Mucoraceae. The coding region runs from base 376 to 8247 and encodes 2623 amino acids.
GGUCACCAAGGCUAAGUCUGCCUCCAAGUCUUUCUCCAAGUUCUAAGUUUAUUAAAACUUAAAUAAAACGAAAGCAAUAUUUUUUUUAUAUAAUUAUUUGUGUGCGUGUUCAAUAAGAAGCACAAGAUGAAUUACUUUAUUUAAAUUUAAACACUUAAAAAUUUUCCCUUAAUUUUAUCUGACUUCAUAUUUUCUUGAUUUCUUUCCCUUUUUUCCCUUUUUCCCCUCUUGACUAAAGUAAGUUUGUUACUUAUGAUUUGAACUAGAAGUCUUUUAAUAUUUCUCAUUCAGAAAAUUAAAAAAAAAAGGAAUUAAACAUACAAAGUAUUACUUUUUUUUUCCUUUUUGAUAAACUAUUUCUUAUUAUCAGUAUUAAUGAUAAUCAGCAGCAGCAGCAAUAACUCUUUAUUAAAAUUUAAAGCCAGUGAUCAUAAUAGUAGUAAAGACGACAAUCCCCGCCUUAAUAAUAUAUUCUCCUCUUCUCCUUUCUUACUAUUAUCAAGUGACAUGAUCGUAUCACAACAAAAUACCGUGCUGGCAUGGUUACAGAAAGAGUUAACAAUCUAUAUUGAUCUCAACUUUAUACCUUCCAUCCCUCAUUCAUCUUCUUCUACAGACGAUUGGCUUGGAGAACCUCUUGUCUGUCUUGCUCAUCGCUUUUUCCCCGCCGCCCUGAAAAAAUUUGAUCAAGCAUUAUCAUCAUCAUCAUCAACAACUGCUUUAGAAUUAUUCAAAAGUCGAUGGCACAUUAAAUUUGAACGCACCAGUCAAGUUAUGCAUUACUUUAAUCUCAUCAAAACACAUGUUGAACAACAUAGGUCGCUUGCAACCAGUAUGGAACUUGAUGUCCUACAACAGCACAUCUUGGCCCCACUUAACAAGUUGUAUCACCAACUAGUUAUCACCCUUCCACCUCCACAUCAACAAGAAUCCUUAUCUACUGCUAAUUCUCCUCCUCCUCCUCCUCCUCCUCAACAACAACAAUACAGUAACCAUAAAAAGAAGAUCGAAGCGGCAUUAAAAAAAAUAGAGCAACAGCAUGAAUGGCUUCUAUUUCAACAAACAAUGGCCCGUUGUCAGUUACAGGAUGACGACGACAACACUAUACAACUUGCUAUUCAAAUUUCAACCAUUGAUGCUACUUAUAAGGCUCUUUGUAAACAAUUAUAUCAGCAGACAGCAGGAGAAGAAGAAGAAGAAUUAUCAUCGAAUACAACAACGACUCAUCAUUCACAAGAGGCCAUUAGGGUUGAGUUCACAACUAUGGCUGCCUCUAUCCAUAAUGAACUCGAAUUCAUACAGGCCAAGAUGCUCAAGACGACGACAAGCGAGGUUAGCAUUAGAGACCUUGAAGAGCGUUGUGAUAAAAUAAAACAGGUUAUACAGAAUGUGUUGCCAGAGCACGAGGCUCCAUCUCUAUCUAUAGGUGAUCAGGACAACAGAGGAUUGUUAGAAAAAUACCAACGCAUUGCGGGUUGGGUAAAGGAUGUGCGUAUUUGGUUUUUAGAAGCUGAACGGAUUCGUGUAUGGAUUGAAGAACGCAUACAUAAACUUGAGGGGAUAGCGUCCUUAUCGUAUCUAGAGGAAGUUGAGUGUGAAUGGACAUUAGAGCAGGUUCAUGAAUGGAAUGAGGCACAGCGUGAAUUAGAGGAGCAAGUAGAAUUAUUCAAUACUCAGGAUAUAGCCCGGCUACGUACUCAUGUCAAGCAACUCACAUCAGGACAAACAGACUUGAGUCCUGCUGAUACAACCACGAUUGAAAUCACAUUUACAACCCUCAUGACACUUGACAGACUCAUGCAUCUCUUGCAACGUCGCCAUCAUGAGCUUCAGAUGACUACAUUGCGUUUACGUUGGGAGGAGGCCUAUUCAAAGACAAUCGUUUGGACUCGCACGAUGACGGAUAAAAUUAAAUCAUUCACUGAAAGGGCACGUUGGAAACCGACGAUAGAUAAUAUCGUCACCCGUCUCGUUCAAUUUGAACAUCAGCUAUCGUCCUUUGACCAAGAUCAAGUUACAAAGACAAUCAACUUGUAUCAAGAGAUGGAUGAUACAAGUCAUAUUGAGCUUCCUAAUCAUUUGGAAUCAAGACAGGUCGCACUUGAAGAAGCCCUUCAAUACCUCACACAACGUCUUACAUUUGCUCGUCAAGUCGUUGAACAAACUUUGAUGGCGGAAAAUUUUUUUGAAAGGUCAGAGGAGCUGAGACAAGAAGGUGAAGCUUUAUGUCAUGAGAUGAUGAUGAUGACGACAACGGCACCAUCAUCAUCAAUAAAAAUAGAUGAAUGCAAUAUGAAGGUGACUGCAUUUCAAGAGAGUAUCAUAAGACUUGUGACAAUGAAUAUACCUUAUCCGGAAGAAAUCAUAACUGGCCUCUUCUCUAUGACACAACAAGCUGAAAAUGAAGAGGCAAAUGAGAGGAUCCAAAGAUUGAUCGAAGAUCGUAAAUCAGCUCUCACGCUCUUGAAUGAAUCACUCAAGCAAAGCCUGGUUCACUUACGACGUACCCUUCAGUUACAAAAGCGCUCCAAACAACUACAGGAUGAAAUAGUCAGAUUAGGAAGUUGGGUAGAUGAACGUCUAAAGUCAAUCGAUCAUGUUAAAUUGGAUGUAUUCAGUGAUAAUAAAUGUGCUCUAGAUGAAACAGACCUUGCUCGUUUAAAAAGGGAGAGGGACGGCCAAGUUGUGAAAUUGAAGGGAAUAAAAGAAAACGAGUAUCAGCGGCUACAGGAACAUGUUCAAGAGCUAAAACAAGUUCAUCUUUUAGAGUUAUUGGAAACAUUAGAUGAUCAAUUGAAUACUUUAGAAUACGCACUAUCAAAGCACAGUGAUCGAAUUGAUAUUUUGGAGCAACGUAUCUAUUGGGAAUCACAGCAUGCAAAGGCUUCGUUAUGGAUAUCAACCACAACUUUUGAAGUUUGGGAUUUCAUUUCUCGAAGAGCACAAUGGAGAUCAGUAGAUGAUCUUGCUUUAACUAGAUGCGAGUUUGAGGACUUGCAAGAUAACAUCCAAAGGUUUCAUGUUGAUGAACUUCAGUCUGCUAAUAUAUUAUUUAAUAAAUUAGUCUGUAGCUUUGAAUCAUUUUCGUUAUUAGACAAAAGAACUCAACAACAACCAAAUACACCAGAGCGUGUUCAAAGACGACAGGAUGCAUUAACUCAGUCAUUUCAAAACUUGUGCGAUUUGGUUGAAUUUGCAAAUGCUGUUUUACAACAACGUCGGGCUCUCAUUCAUUUCUCUUCAAGGGUAAACCAACUCCAAGAUAAAGGUCAAGCCAUUUUAAAGAGUAUUCAACAGGCCAUCACUACUAUUAUGACAUUUGAUCAUAAUAAUAAUAAUAAUGAGUCCCUUGAAGACGAUGUUAAAGAAUUUGGCAAAGAUAUUAUACAGCUUUGGUUACAAUCUGGCUCUCAGUUACCUUAUCCAACUUGCCCUGAGGAUGCUAGAUCUACACGGCCUUCCACUGAAGAUGACAAUAUAUCUUUUCAAGUUGCUAACACUGUUAACAAAAUUUACACCGAACUACAAGAGCUCUAUUCUAAACAAUUGACAGUGCAACUUCAAAAAUUACAAAGUCAUCUUGAAUAUCGCUCACAGGUUGAAGAAUGGUGUCAACAAACUAAACAAACGAUAGAUAAUAUCAAAAAACAGACUCGGAGCUUAUCAGAAUAUAGCUUUGAUUCAAGUACAGCCAUUAUUCUUCAUUCUGGUAAAGUAGUUGAUAUUGACUCAUGCCGUCAUUUAAAUCAAAGUGUGAUGGAGGACAAUGUAAAUCAGCUUGUAGAACAAUGGAAGGCACUACGAGAUGUGAAAAGCACUCACGUUGAUCUUCAUGCUCUUACAGAAGGAGUAUAUAGUGAUUUAAAAACUGCUACUGAGGCCUUGUUAGAGGCCCAAAACCAGUUCAAUCAUUGUUUUACCAAAUGUGAGAUCCGAUUACGAUGGCAAAAGCUUUGGAAACAACAAUGGCUGGCUCUCCAAGAGCUUUCGGAGAGUAUAAACGAAUGGGAUAAGAAAAGGUCCCUCUCUAUCGAUUUAGUAGCACUAGAAGAUGAAAUGCAAGGGUAUCAGAAUACGAUCAUGGAAUAUAUUGACCAACAAGCAUCACUUGAAUCACUCUAUGAUGCUCUUCUAAAAGACAAAGACGAUGUCAGCACGAAACAGCAACAAGAUCUAUACAAUCUUACAAGCAGAUUACAAGAGUCUAUUCAUGAUUGUUUGGUAGAAAUCCGAAAACUACAGCAAUACUAUAAAUGGGAGCAAUGCGUUAAUAAUGAACUCAAGGUGUGUGAGGAAUUAGUGUCUGCUAUUGAAAAACAAAUUGAAACAGACUUUCGUUGGUCAUCAACAAAUCAUCAUACUAUCAAUGAGGAACAGUUGGCCAGUUUGAAUGUUAAUAUUGACAAAGAAAUUGAUACAUUAAACAUCUUGUCAAAUGAUGUAUCGGCUCAAUCUCAAGACGAACGUCUAAAGACAGCCCAAACACAGUUAAAAAAUCACAAACUAUAUUUGAAUCAGGUUGUCAAACAACAUACUAUUGUAUGUCAUGUAUUAAAUCGUAUCCAUGAUAUAGAGUCUAUAGCAGAAAGAGUGAAAACUCAACUUUUAGUACAAGAUCAUUCACCUAACAUGAGCAAAAUACUCAAAGACUACAAAGAACAUGUAGAGCAAAUCGAUGACUAUACAAAGCAAGUUAUGAUUUAUCCCAUUUAUUAUCGUAAUGAAAAGGAUGCUGCACAUAAUGCUAUCAUACAGGAUAUGUUAAUCGAACGUCAGUCACAUUUGACUGAGUUAGGUAAUACAUUGGAAACGAUUGUACAAUCAAGGGAGCAUAUGUCGCGUUGCAAAGCAGCUGAAGCAUCUUAUUUUACAGAAGCUGAGGUUGUCUCUAACUGGAUUAGUGAAAGACGCAAACAGCUUGAACGACGACAAUAUGAAACGAUUGAAGAUUUACGAAUAGCGAUUGUACAUCAUACCAAGCCAAUUCAAUCAACAUGUAUUCAAAGUUUAAAAAAUGUGGCUCAUAAGUAUGUAUCCAUUAUCCAGGAUGAAGGUAAUAACGAUUUACAAAAAUUUAAAACAAGCAUAAUAAAGUCAAUCAUGAGUCGGCAAGCUACUAUUGAAUUAGAUUAUGAACAGCUUGUCGAAGAUAUAGCUGAAUAUAACCAGAGGCUUUCAAAGGAGCUUCAUCAUAAGGAGCUUUUGCAACUGCAAUCUCAAUUUGAAUCACAAUGUGAAGCAUUACGAAAAACGAUUGAGACUAUAUGUCUAGAUGAUAUUAGUGAGCAAGUAGCUAUCGAAUGGCAAGCAAAUUAUCUGAAAGACCUUGAAAUAGUACUGGAACAAAUCAAGACACGCAUGUCAUCUACUACUACUACUACUACUACUAUUGUGAAACAGUUUGAUGUUCUUCAACAUCAAGUAAAAGAACGUAUAAAGGUCGCUCAUCAUCAUCGUUUAAAGAAAGAAUAUUUCACAGUUAUUGAUAGCUUAAAUAACUUUCUGAAGAAUGUCAAGGACCAACUUUGCGAUUUACAGCAAAACUGUCCUUUAAUAAUUCAAGAUAGUUCUAAAGAUAAUAAGAAACGUCUUGAGGCUAUCACAAUUCAAAUCUCUAAUAUUGAUAAAGACUUUAAUCACUAUUAUGAGCAUUAUACGAAACUUAAUUUAUUGAAUCAACUUUUGCAAGAUAGUAAGGUGAAUAAAUCCCAAACGAAGUUGGAGCAACGAUGGCAGUAUAGUAAGAUACAGAUAGGAGAUUCCAAAUAUCAUCUAGCAAAUUUCAAACAAUGGGUUGAACUACAUACAAAUCUAGAUAAUAUCAGAGACAACUCACUUAAAGAUAUUCAGGACCAACUACAGGUAUUUGAUCCAACAGAUACGGCUACAUAUCUAGAUGUAUCGUUAUUAGACACAUUACGCCAUUCGCUUGACUCUUAUCAACAGACAGCUUCUCAUCUACCUGUCGAUAAAAAUUCCACUAUCUUUAAACAAAGACAUGAUGAGCUGAUGAAUAAAGUUGAAGAUGCUCAGACAAAAGUGGAUCAACAUCAAGCGAUGAUUCGGCAGUAUAGUGAUUUUGUUAGCUGUCAAGAAUCCGUUCGUAUUUGGUGUCGGCAUGCUCUUGAUGAAGUUCAAGCCAUCCUUCUUAAUGAUAACCACCAACUGGUAGGGUACGAUGAUUUAGAAACCCAAUACACACACAUCAUCAAGGCCUUCUCGAUUCGAGAAAAUACAUACCAAACAUGUGUUUAUCAACUCAAGACUGUUAUCCAGCCCCAUAUUGAUUCUUUUACAGGAAAAUACGAAACAAAGGAUAUUCAACAGCAACUUACAGAAAGUGUUGAAAAAUGGCAAGAUACUAUAGCCAAAGCUCAUGCUGCACAUGAAAUAAUGAAAUCAGUUAUAGGGCAUAGCAAAAGUGCUUAUGAUAUUCGGUCAUGGCUUGACAGUUGUCAAUUAACGAUCACCAACCUGAAUACUAAACAGACUGUCCUGGGAGUUGAUAGAUUAACACAAAAAAUGACAAAUUUUGAAAAAGUGAUUAUAUCUUUUAGAGAUAUAUCAGAAAAAUUAUUGGAGAAAGAGGAAGGAUGGAUAAAUGAUAUUGUCAGGGCUACUGCAGAUAAGGUCGAAAAUCAAUGGAUAUCUACCCGUGAUGCUCUGAAACAGUUGAAAGAAUCUACAGAUGAGUUGAUUAUGAUUCAAACGAUAGGACAAAUCAAGGACCUCGUGGAUGACACGAAAAGGUCUGUUGAAAGUAUAGUAGAAUUGCCUAAUAUAGAACAACUUGAUAAAGAAAAACUUUUAUCAUUGCCACGUAAGAUAGGAAUUCAAAAUGUUCAGAAACAAUUGAACGAGAAAGAACAAGAAAUGAUACCACAAAUCGAAAAUGAAAUAGAAAAGUUGAAUAAAACGAUAUUAUCUGGCAAUGCAACUUGUAAGCAAUCCUUUGAGGAAUUAAAACAAGAGAUGACCAGUCUGAAAGACAAAUUUGUAGAAAAAUAUAAAAUGAUCGAAAGUUUCAUGUUGUUUGGUUCUUAUUUAACUCAAGUAGAUGAGAUUUGUAUUUUGCAAAGUUCUUUAGAAGAAGCAAUUAAUCGAGCAUCACCUCAGCAUUCUAAUUUUUUAGUCAAUUCUCGUGUUGAUCUACAGGCUAAACUGAUCGAACUAGAGGCUCGCUUUAAAUAUUAUGAUCAAAGAAUCAAUCAACAUUUACAAGAAUCUCAAAGUUUAGCCCAGAAAAUUCAGAACACGAUUGUGAAUGCUUAUCUAGCAGAAAUGAAAUCGAAACAAGCAUACACACAACAACAGUACAAGACACGCAAGAUUGAGUUGAGUAGAAUUAAUACGUUAGACAAUUUUAAGAAUUCAAAUCAACAACGUCUUCGAAAAUCAUCCUUACCAACACGAAAGGCAUCCUCUUUACUAAUGAAGUCACUUGAGAUAUCUACGAGUAGCCAUGUUGUGGGUCAUCCCGUGAUACUUAAUCCACGAUUUACGUCACGAUCUGGUAGUAGUAGUGGCAGUAGCAGCAAUCAUGAUAGUAGUAGGUACUUGUCUCUACCUCCUCGUCAAUCAUCUAAAUCAGCCACUAAUCUCAAGACAACAUCAACUGCGUCAAACAUGUAUGUUGCUGAUCCCGAUAAUAUUUUAGACAUAGAAAUCGGACGUAUUGUUAAUGAAACACCUUAUCAUAUAAAAGUGAAAAUGGUUCCUGGCGAAGUAGGUCGAUAUUGGUUUGGUAAUGUAAAUCCUAAACUUUGCUAUUGUCGCGUUCUAAAGAGUAAGAUGGUUAUGGUACGUGUGGGUGGAGGAUGGACAGAAUUAUCACAAUUUCUUAGAGAUCAUGCACUUUUUGAAGGUGAAUUUAUACCCAAAAGGGAGAGAGAGCAGCAGUCUAAAUCUCCUACAUUUCAAGAAGGGUUUAUAGAGACUCAAAGAGUAGUUACAGGGAAAUAUAAUAUAGAUAAUAACAAACGAAUGAUGCUUCCUACGAGUAAUUCUUCUUCUUCUACAACUACUCAACAGAUAGGCUAUAAAGAAGGAGACAAAUUUAUUGCAGUAGAUUCAAUGGGAAAUCAACUUGAGGUACAGAUGAAAAAGGUUCCUAGCAAUUAUAUAGCCCAGAGUAACAGUAGUACAAUUUCCAAUCAUACCAAUAAUUAUACCAAAAAACGUCUUGCAAGGAAGAAAGAGAAAAAUAAGAUAAAUGAACCCAAUUCCUUAAAUGUGAAUAAAAAAUAAAAUAAAAUAAUGAAUGAAAAUGCAAAAGCAGUAGUAUAAUAUGAAUAACUAAAGAAUGAAGAAGAGACGAUGAAGAAUGAUAUAUAAAAAAAAAGCUUUAGAUUUGGUAUACGCAAAAGAAAACUACUAAAAACAAUUCUUAUUGCAU